AUGAUAUUUGAUGAUUUGUCUCAAGCAACGAUCAUCACUUUUUAUGCACUAUUAAAUAAAUAUGGAAUUUUACUUAAUAUCCAACUAGCACCUAGUUUAUCACCAUUGUUUUAUGUCGGUUUGUUUCAAAUCACUUGUGAAGAAAAAUUAAGCAAUUACCAAAAUAGGAAAUUUUAUAAAGUCAUUUGUAAACUUUACAACCAAAAUGAAGAACUAGUUAAGCAUAUUAUCGCAAAAAAUGUUGAACCAGUUAACAGUUUACAGUUAAAUAACUCUCAAAAUGAGAAUGUAAUUUUUAAUAAUCAAGAUUCGGUUAUGGAAGAAUUUGAAGUUACUCUUGACGAAAUUGAAAGCUCCCAAUCUAAUGAAAGUUACGAAAUAACAAAAGUAACGAAGAAAAAUAAUGCACUUCCAUGUAAAUGUAAAUGGACGGAUGAAGCCAUUAUAUCCUUACUUUUAUACAUGAAAGAUCAUAAACAAGAUGUCUCAAAGUUAAAAUGUCGUGGUGCUACGGCUAGCCAAGUUAGAAAGCCGCUCUGGAUCGGUGCUUCCGCUAAGUUACGCGACAUAUAUACUGCCGAACAGUGUGAGAUAAAGUGGAAGAAUGCUAAAAAGCAAUAUAAGAAUAGGGAAGACUUUAAGUAUAAGUCUUACGUCGAAGAAAUUCUUAAUUAA
Funneliformis mosseae is the source of this 675-nucleotide messenger RNA. The record is from the annotation of a GenBank genome assembly. Lineage: Eukaryota; Fungi; Glomeromycota; Glomeromycetes; Glomerales; Glomeraceae.